AUGUCGUCUUCAUCACAACAAGAAAGUUCCAAGAACACGGAAGAGAAAUCUGUGGGAGUGAGGGUCUUAGUUGACGACUAUGAAGAAGGUGAAGUUGGUAUGGUCCCUGUCGAGAAGAAGGGUGAUGGUGAAGUUGAGCUCGAAAAGAACUUCAGUCUGUUGACCGUCGUUGGUCUGGUGUACUCUUCGUUUGCUACACCCAUUGCUUUAGGUACCUACCUCUCGCUGGUGGUCGGAGUUGGUGGAGCUCCGUUCUUCUUUUACUCUUACCUGAUGUGCGGUGUUUUCAGUUUGCUGACGGCGUACUCUAUGGCCGAGCUGGCCUCUGUCCAUCCACAUGCGUCUGCUCUGGUCCUGUGGACCCAGCUCUUUGCUAGUCCCAAAUAUUCGAGAGUGCUUACUUACUUCACUGGUUUCAUUUCGUGUGCAUCUUGGAUCUUCGCAUCCUGCGCUGCUGCCUUCUUUCAGGCCGACUUGAUUUUGGCCAUGGCUUCGAUGUGUUUCCCUAACUACGUGAUCCAAGACUGGCACACUUACCUGGUCUUCUUGGCCGCAUCUACCUUUGCGUUGGGCUUGAAUACCUUCUCUAUGAGGGGUGUUGCAUUAUUGGCCAACUCCAUGAACUAUGUUAUCAAUGGAGGUACUAUCUUUAUCUUCGUCGCGCUGUUGGCUAGAGCAUUCCCAAAACAGCCAGCCGAGUAUGUCUUCAAGGAGGUUGUCAACGAAACUGGUUGGGGCUCAAAAGGUGUUGUGUUUUUCCUCAGUAUAACUCCAUCCGUUUCUGCUGUUGCCGUUUUUGAUGGUGCUUGUCAUUUGACCGAUGAGGUGCCAAAUCCAAAGAAGAACAUUCCUUUGGUUCUUACUUACGGUUACACUGCUGCUACUUUUAUUGGUCUGAUUUCCGUCAUUAUCUACAUGUUCUGCAUUGUGAAUCCGGAAAACCUGCUUGCUCCUGUCGGUGGCCAGCCCUUCUUCCAGCUUUUCGAAGACUCCAUGCACAGCAAGCCCUUGAGUAUUAUCUCUGCUCUGUUUGUCACCUUGACAUUUGUCGGAGGCACCAAUGCUACACUGACAUCAACAAGUCGUCUGGUGAUGGCUUUCGCCAGAUUCGGAAGUCUUCCAUAUGGCAAAGCAAUUGGUUCAGUUAACAGAAAAUUCAAGACCCCUGGCUGGGCCAUUCUAUUUGUCUAUGUGUGGAUGAUCUUGCUUGGUCUCUUGAUUUUUGCCUCUUCUGCAGCACUGAAUGCAGUUAUGGGAAGUUUUUUGACCUGUAUGUUUGUGUCUUAUUGUUUCCCAUUUAUCUCCUUGGUGCUCACGAAAGACAGAUACGGUGAAGGUGUGAAACCUCUGUUCAAUCUUGGUAAAUGGGGAAGACCAAUCAACAUCAUCUGUAUCUUUUGGUUUAUGUUUGCAUCCGGCUGGUUGUGUGUUCCUUCGUACGUGCCAGUUACUGCCAACGGAAUGAACUACACAGUUGUUGUUUUGACUGCCACCAUCGUUGUUGCAACUGUGAACUGGGUGUUUUUUGCGAGGAAACACUUCCACUUUGUUGCCGAGGUGGAUGAGUCGCAGUGGGAAUCGAAGUAA
Kuraishia capsulata CBS 1993 is the source of this 1587-nucleotide messenger RNA. RefSeq lists its product as uncharacterized. The transcript has a single exon. Gene Ontology annotation, molecular function: transmembrane transporter activity. NCBI's taxonomy places the organism in Eukaryota, Fungi, Ascomycota, Pichiomycetes, Pichiales, Pichiaceae. Gene Ontology annotation, cellular component: membrane. Bases 1 to 1587 code for a protein of 528 amino acids. Gene Ontology annotation, biological process: transmembrane transport; amino acid transport. The record is from RefSeq and is a predicted model, not a curated record.